Molecule: messenger RNA, 396 nt
Organism: Trypanosoma rangeli
Lineage: Eukaryota; Euglenozoa; Kinetoplastea; Trypanosomatida; Trypanosomatidae
Exons: 1
Coding region: 1-396 (131 amino acids)
Source: RefSeq, a predicted model, not a curated record
AUGCGGACAUUGGCUUGUGCAGGCGGUGUGCCGCAGAACAGCGGCCCUGCUGGGAAUAAUACAACGGGGGGCGCAGCGUCCCGUGUCUCUCAGGAAAAAGGCGGCGUGUCACCGUCAGACGCAAGCACUCCCGCUGUGGCGGUGCAGGACGAAAACCGCACAGGAGUAACGGUUGCAGGCGGUGGGGCAAACAAGGGCCGGGGAGGCAGUGCAGUUGAAGAUGCUUCUGCUAAUCCCACGGCAGUGAAGACCGCGGCAUCCGGUCUCGUAGUCCACAACAAUAUCAGCAACGGCAGCGGGAGUCCGUUGCGGAAGGGCAGUGUUAAGGAUAGCGCUGCCUGUGGGUGCCGACUGCUGCCGCCGCUGCUUCUGUUGGGGUUGUGGGCGUUUGUGUGA